Messenger RNA from Plasmodium cynomolgi strain B, 879 nucleotides. RefSeq lists its product as hypothetical. The transcript is spliced from 2 exons. Gene Ontology annotation, molecular function: rRNA binding. NCBI's taxonomy places the organism in Eukaryota, Apicomplexa, Aconoidasida, Haemosporida, Plasmodiidae. Bases 1 to 879 code for a protein of 292 amino acids. The record is from RefSeq and is a predicted model, not a curated record. Gene Ontology annotation, biological process: rRNA processing.
AUGGUGACGGCCAAGAAGGGGAAAAAAUUUAAACGGGGGGUAAAAAAAGAAGGCAGCAAACACGCAAAAGCAAAGGAGGGUAAACCAAAGACUGCAAAGCAACAUGAAGAACAAAUUGUCCAAAAAACAAACAUAAUUGCAAUUAAGAAAAGUGGAAUGAACUCCGUUUUCAAAUCGCUAUGUCGAGAUUUAGCUGAAGUGUUCUCCCCAUAUUCGGUAACUUUAUACAUAAACAAAUUAAAAAAUUUAACCGAGUUAAAGAAAAAACUGAAGGAGUUAUGCUAUAAAUAUACAAUUAGCAUACACAUAAGCAACAAAAAAUUGAUGUAUAAUAUUACGAGCAAUUACACCAAGCUGACAUUAACAUUUAUCAUUCAGAGUUUCACCAAUGCAUCCGUGGUUAGGUCUAAUAAAAUUCCCAAAUUUGCUUCUCACAAUUUUAGCAAAUUUAGGCCUUUACUCAUUUUGAAAAACUUCAAUAAUUCUGCAAAUCCGGAGAUGCUAAAUUAUUUAAUCAUUAUACAAAAUAUACUGAAAAAUAUGUUCCCCAAUAUAAAUCUCAGAGCGGACGACGAGCACAAACCUAAGAGAGUCAUACUAUACAGCUACAACAGCGCCGAUGAAACUAUCUACUUUCGCCAAUAUGUGACAAAUUUAAGACAAAAAUCGGUUAAGGAAAUAAUAAAUGAGGCAUACCGAAAUGAUAGCCUGGGGGAGUAUAACAACAUGUACAAUUUUUUAUCCAACCAAAUAGACCUGAAUAGUGCUAAAAAGGAGGAAGAAAACGAAAUGGUGGAAGUAGGACCGCGCGUUAGCUUCAAGAUUUUUAAAAUUGCCGAUCAGGACAAAGUUAUAUACUCGAUGAUAAAUCAGAAGUGA